GCGCAGUUAAAGGACCCUGGCAGGCGAGGUGGCUGGACCUUGCCUGAGCUGUUUCUGACUUUAGGAAGUUUUUUCGAUGGGGAAAAUGGCGAAGGUGUUCAGUUUCAUCCUUGCCGCCAUUGCUCUGGGGAUGUGCAAGGAAAGCUGGGCUCUGGAGAACUGUCUCCCGGAACAGGCGCGUCUCCGAGCCCAGGUGCGCCUGCUUGAGACCCGGGUCAAGCAGCAACAGGUCAAGAUCGAGCAGCUUUUGCAUGAGAAGGAAAUCCAGUUACUGGAUAAAGGAGAGGACAGCAGUUUCGUUGACCUUGGAGGGAAGAGGCAGUAUGCAGAUUGUUCAGAGAUUUUCAAUGACGGGCACAAGAGCAGUGGAUUUUACAAAAUCAAACCUCUCCAGAGCCCGGCAGAGUUCCCUGUCUAUUGUGACAUGUCUGACGGAGGAGGAUGGACUGUAAUUCAGAGACGAUCUGACGGCAGUGAGAAUUUUAACAGAGGCUGGGAUGACUAUGAAAAUGGCUUUGGAAAUUUUGUCCAAAAAAAUGGUGAAUAUUGGCUGGGUAAUAAAAAUCUUCACUUAUUAACCACACAAGGAGACUACACUUUAAAAAUCGACCUUGCAGAUUUUGAAAAAAAUAGCCGUUAUGCCCAAUACAAAAUUUUCAAAGUCAGAGAUGAAAAGAAUUCCUAUGAGUUGAAUGUGGGAGAAUAUUCUGGAACAGCUGGAGACUCACUUGCAGUGAAAUUUGACCCUGAGGUGCAAUGGUGGGGUAGUCAUCAAAGAAUGAAAUUCAGCACGUGGGACAGAGAUAAUGACAACUACCAUGGGAACUGUGCAGAAGAAGAUCAGUCUGGCUGGUGGUUUAACAGGUGUCACUCUGCAAACCUGAAUGGGUUGUACUACCAGGGUCCCUACAACGCCAACACUGACAAUGGGAUUGUCUGGCACACCUGGCAUGGGUGGUGGUAUUCUUUGAAAUCCGUGGUUAUGAGAAUUAGGCCAAAUGAUUUUGUUUCCAAUGUUGUUUAAUUGUUCCCCUUGGGCUUUUAUCUCUGCAAAUCAUCUUGGUUUAAAGUGAUUUGAAAAGUAGCCAUUCUGAACAUGUACAUGGAUGAUGAUUGUAAUUGUUAUGUGUAUUACUUUUCAUUCUUACUUGCCUUUGUUACUUAAUGUACAGAAAUUGUGUGAUAUACACCAAAUAAAGGCAGGGCAUGUUAAUAUUUA
Messenger RNA from Pteronotus mesoamericanus, 1219 nucleotides. RefSeq names its product fibrinogen like 1 (gene FGL1). Gene Ontology annotation, biological process: blood coagulation. The transcript has 8 exons. The record is from RefSeq and is a predicted model, not a curated record. The coding region runs from base 77 to 1024 and encodes 315 amino acids. Lineage: Eukaryota; Metazoa; Chordata; Mammalia; Chiroptera; Mormoopidae.